AUGGGUACGUUUGUCUUGAAUCUGUCCAGUUGCAUAGUUUCCCGUGAUCAGAUUGUUAACAUACAUCCAGCGUCCCAAGAGCGUUAUGACGAAAAGGUCGAGAUUCCCGCCAUAGAGGAAACGUCGCCUGCUGCGGGAGAGUACGAGGAGAACGAGCCCACCGAGGAAGAGUUGGCGACCCUGCGACGUGUGCCGGGGAAUCUCCCCCUGGUAGCCUAUCUCAUCUGUGCGGUCGAGUUCUCCGAGCGAGCUUCGUACUUGGGCGUUUCGGGCCUCAUCUCCAACUUCGUCAAUCGUCCAUUACCCGUCGGUGGCAAUGGCUACGGUGCACCCCCACAGGGAACACAACAGACGGCUGGCGCCCUGGGCAUGGGCACUGUGAAGGCAAACGCCGUCAACCAGUCGUUCAGUAUGCUGGCGUAUGUCCUUCCCAUGCUGUUCGGUUAUCUAGCCGACGCUCAUACGGGCCGCUUUAAGAUGAUCUUCUGGGGUGUCUUCGUCUUUGGUGUCGCCCAUGUCCUAAUGGUUGGGGCGGCCGCCCCAGCACUACUUGCCAAUGGAGGUGCUAAAGCGCCUUUCUUCAUUUCUUUAUAUAUGUUGUCGGUCGGUGCGGCCAUGUUCAAGCCCAAUGUCUCCCCCCUGCUGUUGGAUCAGAUGCCCACGACGAAGGCAAGGACCAAGCUGCUGUCCAGUGGCGAGAAGGUUAUCGUCGACCCUGAGGUCACGACGGAGCGUGCGAUGUUGUGGUUCUAUCUUCUUAUCAACAUCGGUGGCUUCAUGCAGGUCGCGACCUCCUAUGCUGAGAAAUACGUCGGGUGGUGGUUGGCCUUUAUCCUGCCGCUAUUUUUGUAUCUUCCGCUUCCUGCCCUCCUGUUCUGGCUGCGGAAACGUCUUGUUUUACACCCUCCCGGUGGCAGCGACCUGCUCAAUGUCGUUCGUGUACUGCGCAUCUGCCUUGCUCGUGGCGGCGUGUUGCGCAUUGGACGCCAUGGCUUCUGGGAUGCGGCCAAGCCGUCAGUAAUCGCAGCCAAGGGCCAGGGUUUCACGACUCAUUGGAACGACCAAUUUGUUGAGGACGUCCGCCGCGCAUUCCAGGCGACAGGAAUCUUUUGCUUCUUCCCAAUCCAGUUCCUCAAUGACAACGGGUUGGGUAACGCGGCAAGCUUUUUGUCCACCAUGUUGACGACGAACGGCGUGCCAAACGAUGUUAUUAGCAACUUCAACGCUCUUAGUAUCAUCGUGGGCGCCCCGGUCCUCAACUACAUGCUCUACCCGUUGCUUCGUCGUCUCCACAUUCGAUAUGGCCCUGUGGCUCGGAUCACGACGGGACUGGCCUUGUCUUCCAUAGGCGGCGUCGGCUACACGGUGCUCAACUACUACGCCUACAAGCUCGGACCUUGUGGCAAGUACGGUUCUUCCGACACAUGCGUGGAUGCGGACGGAGUUUCAUUGGUGGCACCGAUCAGCAUUUGGUGGAUGGCCAUACCAUAUGCACUGGGUGGUAUCUCCGAACUGCUCGCAUGCUCCGCCGUUGUCAGGGAUCCUUACCUGACCUGGGUAUUCGGCGGUCCCUCAAUCGUGGGUGGUGUUCUCACUGUGAUUUUCUACUUCAUGUUCCGCCAUAUUGACAAGGAAGAAUACAUGCUAAGCGAGGAUGCCGAGCGCGUUCUAGAGCUUGAGGGUACUGGAAACACGUUCACCGAAAACUCCUAUAACAAAACAACCAACCCAACACCUGCGAUUGCCGAAAAUGAAGAGUUUGGGAUCUCGCCAAAACAGUGA
Messenger RNA from Aspergillus nomiae NRRL 13137, 1782 nucleotides. RefSeq lists its product as uncharacterized. Gene Ontology annotation, biological process: transmembrane transport. The coding region runs from base 1 to 1782 and encodes 593 amino acids. Gene Ontology annotation, molecular function: dipeptide transmembrane transporter activity. The transcript has 5 exons. Lineage: Eukaryota; Fungi; Ascomycota; Eurotiomycetes; Eurotiales; Aspergillaceae. Gene Ontology annotation, cellular component: membrane. The record is from RefSeq and is a predicted model, not a curated record.